GUACCCCGUACUGCCGGGAUCGCAAGAGACCGGAAUAGGCCAGAAGCCGAGAACAGCUUUUAACGCACCAAACACCACCCCCACUUUCCAAACUCUCGCGACAGUUGUGCGUCAUCCGGGAGCGCCGGUGGCCGGGACCGUCGCGGGGCCUGCGACGCGCGGAGCUCUGCUCGGAGGUGCUGUCUCACCCGUGAGGCGGAGAAGCCGGCCAGCCCCGCGCUCGAUUGAACCUGCAGUCCCCGGCCUCCUGCUACCAUGGAGUACCUCAUCGGCAUCCAGGGUCCCGACUAUGUCCUUGUCGCCUCCGACCGGGUGGCUGCUAGCAAUAUUGUCCAGAUGAAGGAUGAUCAUGACAAGAUGUUUAAGAUGAGUGAAAAAAUCUUACUCCUGUGUGUUGGAGAGGCUGGAGACACUGUACAGUUUGCAGAAUAUAUUCAGAAAAAUGUGCAGCUCUAUAAGAUGCGAAAUGGUUAUGAACUGUCUCCCACGGCAGCAGCUAAUUUCACUCGCCGAAACCUGGCUGACUAUCUUCGGAGUCGGACCCCGUAUCAUGUCAACCUCCUCCUGGCCGGCUAUGAUGAGCACGAGGGUCCAGCGCUCUACUACAUGGACUACCUGGCAGCCUUGGCAAAAGCCCCUUUCGCAGCCCACGGCUAUGGUGCCUUCCUGACUCUCAGUAUCCUGGACCGAUAUUACACGCCAACUAUCUCGCGUGAGAAGGCAGUGGAGCUUCUUAGGAAAUGUCUGGAGGAGCUCCAGAAACGCUUCAUCCUGAAUCUGCCAACCUUCAGUGUUCGAAUCAUUGACAGAAAUGGCAUCCACGACCUGGACAACAUUUCCUUCCCUAAACAGGGCUCCUAACGUCAUGCCCUCCCUCCCACUUGCCGGGGAACUUUUUUUGAUGAGCUCCUCUAUUUUUUUCUACUCUUUUGAUGUCUGCUCUCCACAGAUGGUUAAUUCAGAAUAAAGCUGACUGUGGAUCGAUUGA
Capra hircus (goat) is the source of this 988-nucleotide messenger RNA. It is a transcript of the gene PSMB2, whose product is annotated as proteasome subunit beta 2. The record is from RefSeq and is a predicted model, not a curated record. The transcript has 6 exons. Gene Ontology annotation, cellular component: proteasome core complex; nucleus; proteasome core complex, beta-subunit complex. Gene Ontology annotation, biological process: proteasomal protein catabolic process. Gene Ontology annotation, molecular function: peptidase activity. Bases 256 to 861 code for a protein of 201 amino acids. Lineage: Eukaryota; Metazoa; Chordata; Mammalia; Artiodactyla; Bovidae.